This is a messenger RNA of Telopea speciosissima, 764 nucleotides long. RefSeq names its product RNA polymerase II subunit A C-terminal domain phosphatase SSU72-like. Gene Ontology annotation, molecular function: RNA polymerase II CTD heptapeptide repeat phosphatase activity. Gene Ontology annotation, biological process: termination of RNA polymerase II transcription. The coding region runs from base 123 to 704 and encodes 193 amino acids. Gene Ontology annotation, cellular component: nucleus; mRNA cleavage and polyadenylation specificity factor complex. Lineage: Eukaryota; Viridiplantae; Streptophyta; Magnoliopsida; Proteales; Proteaceae. The transcript is spliced from 5 exons. The record is from RefSeq and is a predicted model, not a curated record.
ACUUAAAAGUUAAAACCUCCGUCUUAGGGUUUCAAACCAAUAUUUUUUUCUUUUUGUAAUAUUCUGUUCUUUAUUUUUCUUCUCCAAUUGCAACUCCGCCAUUCGGUAUCCAUUAUUGAAAGAUGAAACUUCGACACGCCAUGGUUUGUUCUUCGAAUCAGAAUCGGAGCAUGGAAGCACAUUCGCUCCUCAAAAGGGAGGGAUUGGAUGUCUCCUCUUAUGGUACUGGAGCUCAUGUUAAGCUUCCUGGGCCGUCAUUAAGGGAACCCAACGUUUACGAGUUUGGUACCCCGUACAAGCAGAUGUUCGAUGAUCUUAGACGGAAAGACCCUGAACUAUACAAGAGGAAUGGUAUCUUGCCAAUGCUUAAAAGGAAUUCUACUGUGAAACUUGCUCCUCAACGUUGGCAAGAGAAUGCUGCUGAUGGUUCCUUUGAUGUGGUGUUUACAUUUGAAGAAAAGGUUUUUGAUAUGGUUGUUGAAGAUCUUCACAAUCGGGAGCAUGCUCUUAUGAAAUGUGUAUUAGUGAUAAACUUGGAUGUAAAAGAUAACCAUGAGGAGGCAGCCGUUGGAGCUAGGCUUGCUUUGGAGCUUUGUCAACAGCUUGAAGGUACGGAGUCUUGGGAGGAUUCAAUUGAUGACAUUGUUGCUGCAUUUGAGAAACAACAUAGGCGGAAGCUUUUAUAUAGCAUUUCUUUCUAUUAAAUUUUUCUUGGGGAUCUAUUGUGGUAAUAUAAGGAGUUUCUUUUUCCUUCUGCCAUUUGG